AUGAACCUGAACCCUGGUGCCCUGACAGUUUGGGAGACGAGAAAUCAAAAUGUCGGUUUGCAGGCAGCCCAUGAAAGCAAUAGUGCUUUUGACUUGUCAUUUAACACAUUUACAUUACAGCUCACCAUUCGUGACGUUGACGAGUUCAACCACGACCGCCUGCCCAGCCCGCGACGGCGCCGUCGUACACUAAGCUUGCUUCGGCACUCGGGUCAGGGUGCUCGCCAUCAUCUAGUUCCGUCGUUUGUUCAGCCCUCAGGGUUCAAUGCUACUCGCCGGGCUUCCACUGGCCGUUCCACUUUGCUCCUGCUCAAUCGUGCUCCUGCCAGCCCCACUCAGGCCAAUCAGCCACCUAGCUCUGUAGCUAGUCAACACUAUCAACAACAGCAAGUAACAUCGAAGGACCAGCAACAACUACUGACCCAUCAUCCCUUGCACUCUAGCCAGCGCUCACUUUCUCAGCCUCUCGGACAGACAACACACUCUAACUACCAACAAGAUCAACAGCAGCAGCAACAACAUCGCCACCAUCACCAUUCUCGUCUGCAGCAGCAACAACGCCACCUCCAGCGUCACCACCUUUUCUCAGAUUAUCAGAUACAACAAGCUGACAGGGAUUCUGAAUUAGGCAAUCAGCAGUCCUGUGAUCGCCUCCAAGGCCGUUUGAGGAAUGGUGCCUCUAGCGCAGCAGAGACAGAUGAAGAGAUCGGUCUAGAUUCUGGAUCGAGGGCUCAGAUCACUUGCAAUGAAGACACUGAAUGCCGUAAAAAUGUUCUGGGGCGGGACAACCAACGCAGUCGUCACAUGAAUAUGAGAUUGGUGGACGGUUAUCCAGAUGAAAAUGAGGAAUCUUUUGGAGAUCAAGAGGAUGAAGGAGAGGAGGCAGAGGAUGAGGAUGAGGCUGAAGAUGAAGAAGAGGAACCAGAGGAAGAGGAAAUGCUUGAUGGAGGAGAAGGUGAAGAGGAAGAUGAGGAAGAUGAAGAUGAGGAGGAUGGCGUGCUUGGUAUUGACGAAGAAGACGAAGAAGAAGACGAAGAAGAGGAGCAGGAUGAGCUUGGAGAGGAAGGAGAAGAUGAGGAGGAAGGUGACAGUGGUAAUGGCGCAGAAGAAGAGGGCAGGAUAGUAGAGCGCAGAUGUGGAGUGAUUCCUAGAACUGGAACGCUGGGCAGCCAUGCAGACUAUAACGGUACUCGCCGACGUUCUUUGCGUCGAAGAUUAUCUUCAGGCCGCCUACACAAACGCCCUCGACAUCGCCUCUCAUCGAACGCCCCGAGUUCGAAUACUGGUUGCUACCUUGAUGGUGAAGAGGAAUUAGAAGAAGAUGGAGAAGAUGAUGGUUCUGCAGAUAAGGAAGGCGAAGAGAAUGGUGUUGAUGCUGAUGAUGAGAGGCAGCAUGAUUGUGAAGAGGAAGAGGAGGAGGAAGAAGAGGAAUUAGGGGAUGGUCAAGGAAACCGGAAUCAUAGUUAUGGGCGGGCUGGACUUGACAUUGCCGGCACAGAUAUAGGGGGGGAUACCUUACCGUCCGGCCGAGCCCCCCUCAGGGGUAGGCGUCGUGGUGAUAGUCGCCCUGAGCCUCCUGAUGAAGCUUCAUUACAAGUCCAGCCUCAUUGCAAGCGAUUGGCUCCCGAGACAGUAUCACCUAUGAACUCUGGCAUAAUCAGUGAGUUUGACUUUCGAAACUUCUGGUAA
This is a messenger RNA of Protopolystoma xenopodis, 1689 nucleotides long. The record is from the annotation of a GenBank genome assembly. Lineage: Eukaryota; Metazoa; Platyhelminthes; Monogenea; Polystomatidea; Polystomatidae.